Diabrotica virgifera virgifera (western corn rootworm) is the source of this 2156-nucleotide messenger RNA. RefSeq names its product homer protein homolog 2. Gene Ontology annotation, cellular component: dendrite; plasma membrane; cytoplasm. Lineage: Eukaryota; Metazoa; Arthropoda; Insecta; Coleoptera; Chrysomelidae. Gene Ontology annotation, molecular function: G protein-coupled glutamate receptor binding. Bases 77 to 1267 code for a protein of 396 amino acids. Gene Ontology annotation, biological process: regulation of store-operated calcium entry; G protein-coupled glutamate receptor signaling pathway. The transcript is spliced from 7 exons. The record is from RefSeq and is a predicted model, not a curated record.
GAGUUUUAUAAGGUUUUAGCUGGAAGGUCGCACCAAAUUUACAAAAAAUUGUUUUGAUUGCUAUUUUCUGAAUUAAAUGACUUCUGGAAAGGAUACAAUGGGUGAACAACCUAUUUUCACAUGCAAGGCGCAUGUAUUUCACAUAGAUCCAAAGACUAAAAGGUCUUGGAUGCCAGCUUCCAGCUCUGCUGUCAGUGUUUCCUUUUUUUAUGACUCCUCCAGAAGUUUGUACAGGAUUAUUAGCGUGGAAGGUCAGAAGGCCGUGAUUAACAGCACUGUUACCCAUAAUAUGACCUUUACAAAGACUUCCCAAAAGUUUGGCCAGUGGUCUGAUGUUCGAGCUAAUACAGUUUAUGGUUUAGGGUUUUCUUCGGAAGCAGAACUUCAAAAGUUUAUCGAUAAAUUCAAUGAAGUAAAAGAAGCCACUAGAUCUGCAAUAAGCAAAGUAACUGCCAAUGGAGGAUCUGUUGUUACUCCUGUCACAAGUGCGAAUGCUAGCCCCAUUAGUGCAAGAGCUGCCACUGCUGCAGCUGAUUCAUCCACAGAUAACCUACUUGAACCUCCAGGAAAUUCUCUGAUGCCUUCUGCUAACCCAAAACCUGAGGAUGAUAUGCCACAUCCUCGCAGCCAUUCCAUUUCUGGCAUGCAAAGCAACGAAAGUCCUAGCCACCAGGUGAAAAUGGACAAAGGUCCUUACAAUACCAGUCCAAUAGAUAUGCAACUGAAAUAUGAAAAUGACAGGUUGAAGUUAGCAUUGGCACAAAGUUCGGCAAACGCAAAGAAGUGGGAAAUUGAAUUGGCAACAUUAAAAAGCAAUAACGCAAGAUUAACCAGCGCUCUUCAAGAAAGUACGGCAAAUGUGGAUGAAUGGAAAAGGCAGUUGGCAAGUUUGAAAGAGGAAAAUAUGAGGAUGAAGGCGAAAUACCAAGCUGAUUUGGAAAAUAGCAAAGGAGGCGGAGAUUUAGCAGAUGAACUCAGAAAAGAAAUUCAAAGCUUAAGAAUUAGAGUGGAGCAAUUAGAAUCAGAAUUGGAUAGUAAAACUAAUGAAAUGAAAAUGCUUUCUUCAUCCAAUACAUCGACUGAACUUCAAAAGGAAAACCAAGAACUCCAGAGCACAAUCAAACUAGCACAAUCAGAACUAGAAAUCGCCCAGAGCACAUACGAAUCUCAAAAGCACAUUCUUCUGACGCUUAAUCAACAACUCGCCUCUAGAAUACACGAACUAGCGGCCAUCCACGACGAGAUGACAACAGCGCUACAAACAUGAGAGAGAUAGCGAAUCGAUAAAGACCGCGUUUAUAUAGCGUAUGUAUAAGAUCUGAUUUUAUUUGUAAGAAGUGUACCUGCGUCUGGAGGUAAAGAAUGUUAGGAAUAUAAUUUUGCACAUACCCUUAGCUAAACUCAAAAUAACGAAAUGUAUCCGUAUAAUACUAGCCUUAGAAAAGAUAUUUGAUUCGAGUAUAGAGAGAUUUUUAAAAUCCAUGACUGGUAUAUAUAAUAGAUGUAGCAAUGAAGAUUUAACUAUAAAACUAUGUAAACUGUGCUACAUAUCCUGCAUUUAUAUCGUACUGGAGAAACCAUGAACUAUUUUAGCUUUUAAUUAUAUGUUAAGGACAAAAAUUAAUAUCAUACUUUUCGUUAUUUAGUAUCAUUUUAACCAGAAGUAUUUAGCAAAAUGACUAAGAAUCAUGAAUAUUUGAGAAAACCAUAUAUUAUCUGCCGCUCUAAAAGUGUAUUAUAAUGUUAUUUUUAUAAUUCACCUUAAAUACGCAGUUUGGUUUCUUUUAGAUUCAGAGAUGUUCAUGUAGCCCCCUUGAAGACGUCUAAAGACAGAAACAGUUGUCUGGGGAUGAUGAACCACCUCUGGAUCGAAAGGAAACAUAAACUGUCUUUCAUACAACUUUUACAAAAUUCGAUUUUUAGCAUGAAGAAAAAUCUACGCAAACAUCAACAAAUAAAACUUUUAAAAACAAGCAACUAACUGAAGAUAUUUUAUUAAUCAUACAGAACAAGUAAAAACUUCGUUUGUAUAAUGGUAUAGAAGGUUUAUUGAAAAACUAUUAAAAAGUCAUCCUAAAGGAUUCGCAAAACGUUUUCGAUCUAGAUCAGAUCAUCUUCAGUGCCUAGAACGAAGUAUUUGCAGGUUAGAAUGAAUG